AUGAACAAUUAUCAGCUUAAUAAUAAUAACCUUGUGGAUGAUGACGAUGACGAGGAUGUUGAUGAUUUACUUUUAGAAUUGGAUAAAUAUACUGAUAAAAAAAAAAAAGAACAAGACGCAAUGCAAAACAAACCUAUGAUACAAACAAACGUUCAAGUCUCAAUGCCACAGUCUCAUUAUGCUACAAGCACAGAUGAAAAUAACGGUGAUAUUUUACAAAUACUCCCCUCCCAAUUAAUUCGCAACGAUGAGCUUGCAAUGGCUAAAGGAGAGGUUGCAGUUUUAAGGGAUAAAAUUAAUGAACUAACAUUGAAAAGGGAAAACGAUAGAAAAAAUUAUCUAAUGGAAAAACAAACUUUAUCAGACCAGAAUUUGGGAACUAUUAACAACCUUAAACAAGAACUAAAUAGAUUAGAAAGUGAAAGGCAAUUUUUAAAGCUUCGUAUGAAAAACCAUAUGCAUCAAUCGUUACCAGCAGAUUCACAAAUACCUUCCAAUGUUACUACCACCGCAGUAAUAACUAAUCCCGAAAAUGUUUUAAAAAAAAGAAAACUUUUAGAAAAUAAAGAAUCUGGUAGCUCUACCUUAGUUCACUUUUCUUCCCUCUCUUCCCCCUCUUCCCCCUCCUCCUUACCAACACCACCAAUUCGUUUAAAACUAAAUACCAAAAAAUUCAUUUUGAAAAAUUCUUCACAUAACGACAACCUAUUACUUUUAGAAACGUUAUGGAAACAUAAAAUACCAGGUUGCUGUAAGUUAACAAUGCAUUACUUAGAUGAACUGGAAUUUAAAGGUCAAAAAAUUGGUCCUGGCUUUCAUGCCUUUGCCUUGAGUAUUGUAUCUUCUUUAACACUAAACAAGUUUAUAGAAUUCAUUUUAGAUUAUUUACUGCAAAUUAUAAAUCAAAUUUUUGAAACCACUCCUACAGAAUUACUCCCAAUUCCAUUUAUGCUUGUACUGGUUUACAUAAUAAUAAAAUUUAGACCUAGUGCUACUGAUUCCCAAUUAUUAUUGGAUUUGUUUAAAGCUAUCAAAAAUUUUGUGUACCAAUUAGACAGUGUGCUAACAAAACCAAAGGCAACGCCUUCCUUUACAACUAACAACACGAACUUUGCAAAUACUUUCAACAGUGCUGUAGCAAAUAUUAGCAAACAUGGAGGUAGCAAUAAUUUUGAUCACAGAUCCGUUUUCCGGAGUGAUACUACCAUUAUCGAUAGCAAAAAAUAUUUAGAAAACGGGAAUUGGCUUUAUACAGUUGAUAACACUGAUUUGCCCAUAAGAUUUGACAGAUAUUCUCCCUUUUCUGAUAAUGGUAACGAUAGCAAUACUAAUCUGAAUACCGCAAGUAACAAACAACAUAGACACAACAAUAGCGAUACCGCUGCCAAGGGUUUCAACAUAAUGGAUGAUGAAUACUUUGAUGAAGGUUAUUAUCCAACAACAGUUUCCGUUCCAACAUUUCAGACUGAAUUUAUAGAUAUAUUGAUUGUGAUGUAUUCGUUUGAUAUUUUAGAAGCAAUAUCUGAAAAUCUAUACACAUGCAGUAUCAACAUAAACUCGACAGGAAAUAUAGAUUUAACCCCCCUUCAAGAAGAUUUAAAUUAUUUAUGUAAUAAAACCUUUACGAUAUCAUUUCAACCAAUACCACAGAUUAUAUUUAAUGUUUGUAUGAUUUUUUCUCAUUUAGUAAAAAUCGUUAAUAACAAGAUUCCACAGCAUUGGUGGUCAGAAAAGUUUACCAAGAUCUCUACUUUCCUAGAUAUCAAUAUUCAACACUCAUUGAAAAUUUUACCUCCCAAAUACAACAUUCAUAGUUUGUCAAGAAGGGUCGGCAAUAAUGGGAAUAUCAAACUAAUAGACCAAUUAUUUGAAAAACAUGUGAUUUAUGAGCCAGAAAAUAAAGUUCCUAUUUAUAUAUUGUCUCACUUAUCUCGGUUGAAACUACAAAUUUUACAAGAUAUCAAAGAGUUUUUAUUGACUAUUUCCGCAAACAGCCUUGAGUCUGAUAAUACUGGCAUUUCCAUCGACUAUAUGAUUGGGAAUGUUUCUUCCUUGCUAUCCUUUGAAUAUCCAUUACUUUUGGGCGAAAACAACCAUAAUCGUGAUGAACAACAAGAUAGGCUAAAACUGGUAACUUUAUCGAUCAAAAUUAUUUAUCAUGUGUACUUAAUGUCGGAGAGUUACACUUUAAGCAUUGUUAGGGGAAGUAUGAAAAACACUGGUAACGAUAAUCAUACUAAUGAAGUUAGCUCAACGUCAACCACAGAUAAUAAACAUUUUAAUAGUAACAAGAUUAUGAUUUUGUCCGGAAACGAUAGAAUCAAAACAGAGUUAAUUGCUACAUUAAGUAGAAUAGUCUUUACUGUAAAUAACACUUUGUUAAGCAAAUCAACAAAGGAAAGCUGCCGAAGUAUUUUAGAUAGUUUAAUUUCGCCACAAGAGGCUGAGGCGAUUUACCUGGCACUUUCGCCAGACAGCUAUUCCAAAAGUUAA
This is a messenger RNA of Saccharomycodes ludwigii, 2493 nucleotides long. RefSeq names its product Lcd1p (gene LCD1). Gene Ontology annotation, biological process: DNA damage checkpoint signaling. The record is from RefSeq and is a predicted model, not a curated record. The transcript has a single exon. Bases 1 to 2493 code for a protein of 830 amino acids. Lineage: Eukaryota; Fungi; Ascomycota; Saccharomycetes; Saccharomycodales; Saccharomycodaceae.